Anopheles nili is the source of this 613-nucleotide messenger RNA. It is a transcript of the gene UQCR-11, whose product is annotated as cytochrome b-c1 complex subunit 6, mitochondrial. The record is from RefSeq and is a predicted model, not a curated record. Gene Ontology annotation, biological process: mitochondrial electron transport, ubiquinol to cytochrome c. Bases 104 to 367 code for a protein of 87 amino acids. The transcript has 3 exons. NCBI's taxonomy places the organism in Eukaryota, Metazoa, Arthropoda, Insecta, Diptera, Culicidae.
UGUCAAAAGUUAUAUCAUCGCCAGAUAGUAGCUUUCACGGGCAAUUUUUGAUUCUCCCGGUGACAUCGUAGCGAACCCUCCGCACACGAUCGAAAAACCGACGAUGGCUGCCCGCAAAUGGUUCUCGUCCUUUUUCCCAUCGGUGAAGGCUCAGGAAGAGGAAGAUAUCGUUGACCCACAAACCGUGCUACGGGAAAAGUGUGCUCAGCAGGGUCACACCACCCAACUGUGGGACAAGUACCAGGCGUGCAAUGAACGCGUCAGUGGCCGCUCCCAAACUACGGAGACCUGUGUCGAAGAGCUGUUCGAUUACCUACACGAGCUGGAUCACUGCGUCACAAAGACUCUGUUUUCGAAGCUGAAGUAACACGUGCGUUGUUACAUAGAGAAACAAAUUUACGAUGAGACGUACCAUUAACGAGCAGUACCGCACAGUCUCAAUCAUGUGCCGAUAUGUAUGAAGGUUAUUGUCCUGUGCAUCCUGCGUUUCUGCCACAUAAUCGACUGCUCUGUACUUCUGUAUGCAACCAAGAUCGCACGCAUUCGCUAAGGCCUCGUCAAACGAUGUUCGAAGAAAGGCAAUUAGUAAAUAAAAUUGUGUUUUAAAAACUGA